Messenger RNA from Paramecium tetraurelia, 705 nucleotides. RefSeq lists its product as uncharacterized. Gene Ontology annotation, biological process: protein depalmitoylation. The record is from RefSeq and is a predicted model, not a curated record. Gene Ontology annotation, molecular function: palmitoyl-(protein) hydrolase activity; carboxylic ester hydrolase activity. The transcript is spliced from 3 exons. Lineage: Eukaryota; Ciliophora; Oligohymenophorea; Peniculida; Parameciidae. Gene Ontology annotation, cellular component: cytoplasm.
AUGUUUGUAAAAGAAUAAAAAUAACCUGAUGGUAGCCUAAUUCUCUUUCCAAAAUCAGAACAUAAAUAUUCAUUGAUUUGGAUGCAUGGAUUGGGGGAUACUGCUUAUGGAUUCUUAAGCAUGUUUUAAAAAUAAUAAAUUGUCAACCCAGAAACCAAAGUACUUCUACUGUAAGCACCUAAAAGACGAGUUACUAUAAAUAAAGGCCAUGUUAGUUCGAGUUGGUUUGAUAUUAAGGUACCGGAACCAGAUAUUGAAAAAAAUUCAGAUUUGGAAUAUUUUAAAACUACUGUAUCUAUAGAUGAAAUUGAGGAGUCAAAAAUGAUAAUCAAUAAAUAUUUAAAUGAAGAGGUAGCUAAGGUAUAAGCAAAAAAUGUAUUCAUUGGAGGAUUUUCAUAAGGUUGUUGUAUGGCAUUAGAAGUUGGUUUGAGUUAUUCUUAAAAACUUGGAGGCAUAAUUGGUUUAUCAGGAGAUCUAUUUACUUCGACAAAAUUAUAGGAAAUUUAAGAUCAAACUCCACUUUUGAUUAUUCAUGGAAAGGAUGAUUCAGUGGUUCCCUGUGAUUUUUUAUCACGAAGUCUUGAAAGACUGAAAACACCUAAUCGCAUAAAUUAUAAUCAUAUCAUACUACCAAAUCUAGAACAUGAAGUUAGUUAUAAAUGUGUUUAGUUAAUGAUCCAAUUUUUCUAAAAAAAUCAGAUUUGA